AUGGCCUUGCCCCUUCGAUUCAUUGAGGCGGUGCUCUUCCUCACACCUGCCUCCGAUUCCAAUUUUGGGAAUCUGAUGAUAAUCUCGGCCUCUAGGCUUUCUCCACCUCCGUCUCCGCCUGUCACGCCGCCGUCGCUGUUCACCUACUCGCCACCAUCGCCGCCUUCUUCACCGCUGCCACCCUCUCAGACACCACCGCCAUGGCCGCCUAUUCAACCGUCGCCACCACAUUCUGCACCGCCACCGCCACCACCGUCUUCCGCCGCUUCACCAUCGUCGUCGGCUGGCGUCGCCUCGUCUAAGGACGCCCCCCUCUCUGCCUCCGCCUCACCGACAAAUAAAGGGAAGGGCAAAUUUUUUGAUGAAGAGGACUCCGAAGUACCUCCACCUACGGCCUCGCUCCACCGCUCUCGCCGCCGCGCUCCUCCGCCGCCCACUAAUGGUGCCUCUACUUCUCAUGCCCGGUCUACCGCUGCUUCAUCUGAACCCGAUCUCGUGCUCCCCAUAUGUGCAGCCGACGCCUUCAAUCACCGGUUAUUUCUCCCUUCAAAUCAAUCUUGGUGGUAUCUGGUAAGUCAACGUGCCCUUGCCUCUGAGUGUCCAUUGGGACAUGCUUUUGAUGAUUUUGGAAUUACUGAUAUCCUUCGUCGCAUUGGUAUUCUCGACACGGUAUCUCGCAUCGAGCAUUUUGAGAGUCAAGCUGUGUAUGAUUUCUAUGCCAAUUUAUCCCAUGGUGUGUCUGAUUGUCGGAGUCCGUUCUAUGAACACGUGUAUGUCUUCAAACGCGUCUAUGAGUUCAACUCUGCCCGAAUAGCUGAAUUGUUUGAUCUCCACACUGUUGGAGUUGUUGCCCCAACUGUCUCUGUUAUCUCCACCCUUACUGGAGGUCAAUCGGGAUCGUGGCCACUCCGCACGACCUCUCUUACAAUGACCUAUCGCGUCUUGUUCUCAAUUGGUGCUGCCAAUUGGUUCCCUACUGCCCAUCAUGGCGUGAUGGGCACACUUUCAUACCUGGAUUAUGUUUCACAGAUUGUUGCAACAGUUGAUUCUGAGUUGUUCAGAGGGAUUUUGCUACUGAAUGUUACAAAGUUGGUGACCUGA
Molecule: messenger RNA, 1101 nt
Organism: Erythranthe guttata (spotted monkey flower)
Lineage: Eukaryota; Viridiplantae; Streptophyta; Magnoliopsida; Lamiales; Phrymaceae
Source: RefSeq, a predicted model, not a curated record